Paracoccidioides lutzii Pb01 is the source of this 189-nucleotide messenger RNA. RefSeq lists its product as hypothetical. Bases 1 to 189 code for a protein of 62 amino acids. The record is from RefSeq and is a predicted model, not a curated record. The transcript has a single exon.
AUGGCGUCGCCCAGAACGAGAAAUUCGAAACAUGCUAAUGCAGCUGAGCCAAUCCCCACCACGGUGCAGGUUUCGCGUCGCGCGAGUGACGCCGGUUUGGAGACCCUACCCUUGGCAGUGGCCACUCAGCGUGUGAUGUUUCGAUUGUUCAUCGCAACAUCCGACACGGACAGGGAGAAAGAAAAGUAA